This is a messenger RNA of Saprolegnia diclina VS20, 1237 nucleotides long. RefSeq lists its product as hypothetical. The record is from RefSeq and is a predicted model, not a curated record. Bases 31 to 1164 code for a protein of 377 amino acids. Gene Ontology annotation, biological process: carbohydrate metabolic process. Gene Ontology annotation, cellular component: extracellular region. Gene Ontology annotation, molecular function: chitin binding; oligosaccharide binding. The transcript has 9 exons. Lineage: Eukaryota; Oomycota; Saprolegniomycetes; Saprolegniales; Saprolegniaceae.
AAAUCACCUGGCAGGCGAAGAUCGGACGUGAUGCGACGAUGGCGAGCGACGGUCCUCGCCUUGCUUCUCAGCGCGCUGGCGAUGGCCACUCUGGCAGCUGCCGCCAACGACGCCGACUUCAUCUUUGACGACGCUGACGAUGGCCAUGACGACGAUCUCCCGGCGGUGGCAUGCGUCGUCGACGAGGCUGCCGGCGUCUGCUUGAUCCCGUCCGUGCACACGCGCGGCCUCGUUACAACGACUCCGAGCGUCGCAUCGAUUCUGACGCAUGCCCAAGCUUACGCGGGCGACGUCGACACCAAGCGCUUCGCCGGCGAAACCCUUGGCUACGUCACACCAUGGAACAACCACGGCUACGACAUGGCCAAGACCUUUCGCCGCAAAUUUACCUACAUUGCGCCCGUGUGGUACCAGAUCCGCCACGACGCCGCGAGAACGCCGGUACUCACCGGCGGCCACGACGCCGAUGCAAACUGGAUCGACGCUGUCCGUGGUCACGACGGGCUCGGUCCCCAAAUUGUACCACGCUUCAUGUUUGAAAUGCCGUCGCUCAGCGCUGCCGAGGCGUCGCAGGUCCUCUCGCUUCUGCUGCGCGAGGUGGAGACGCACCACUUUGACGGCCUCACGCUCGAGGUUCCCAUCGUGGACGUGACGGUGCCGUUCAUCAAGGCGCUCGGCAAAGCCCUGGCGAAAGCCAAGCGCCUGCUAUUGCUCGUCUUGCCCACGAGCCAGCGCAACGGCCAGCUGUCGGUGGACGCGCGCCACUUGCAAGCGGUCCUUCCGUACGUGCACCGCAUCUCGGUCAACGCGUACGACUACUCGUCCAUGGGCCCCAACGCGCCGCUCCCGUGGUUGCAAGCGACGCUGCAGCAGCUCACGCCGCCGCAUAAACUUCUCAUGGGUCUGGCCUUUUACGGCUAUGACACCAAUGAGGCUGUGAUUGCAUCGACAUACUUGACGCUGUUGCAAACCCAUACCCCCGACGUGCAGUGGGAUGCCGUCGCCCAUGAAUGCAAAUUCAUCUAUGCGGCCGGUCGACGCCACGUGUACUACCCGUGUUUGCAGUCGAUCGACGACCGGCUCGCGCUCUACGCCAAGGCCCACGUCGGCGCCGCCAUCUGGGAGAUUGGGCAAGGGCUCGACUACUUUUACGAUUUGCUUUGAGCAGCAACGGCCGCCGACCGAGAAUAGCACCCGAUGCCUCUCUUCUCAAGAUAGUUCUUUGCCGUCCUUUCUA